Molecule: messenger RNA, 586 nt
Organism: Drosophila subpulchrella
Lineage: Eukaryota; Metazoa; Arthropoda; Insecta; Diptera; Drosophilidae
Exons: 1
Coding region: 108-521 (137 amino acids)
Source: RefSeq, a predicted model, not a curated record
GUAUGUUAGAUCUCUCGUUGGCAUGUGCACACAUUUCGGUGCUACAAAUUGAACAAAAUUCCCACAUAAAUCCUUAGUUUUUAACCUUCGCUGCGAACAAGACGAGAAUGUGCUCGAGGACGCGUUGGGGACGGAUCGAUCCCAGUGUACAGGUCAACGUGGCGUAUGGACCGUCGAGCAGGGUGAUCAAGCUCAAUAACCAAACGCUACCGCGGCGUGUUGAGCAGCAGCUCCUUCUAAUGGCUUCGCCCUCGCCGUUUCUCAACUUCAUGAACAAGUUCCGCUUGGACGAGAUCCUGAUCAACCAUCAGUACAAGGGCGUCUACAGCAUGCGCACCGCGGCGACCAUCACCGAGUUGGCCACCUACACGUGGAAUGUGAUGUCCGUUUCCGAUCGCCAGCCGUAUAUCCGACUGGCCCGGAAGGCGCAGCAGGUUCAGCAAGCGCGAAAGCUGCACUUUCUAGGCACCAGCAAUCGGCCGGUGAUUAAGAGGGGUUCCCAAUGUCCCAUUGUUGUUUGAUGCUGUCUUGGCCCUUGUUUAGUAGCAUAUGAAAAAAACCUUUUAAAUAAAUAGUUAUUCUCUUA